Messenger RNA from Ceratosolen solmsi marchali, 2841 nucleotides. It is a transcript of the gene Mps1, whose product is annotated as dual specificity protein kinase monopolar spindle 1. Gene Ontology annotation, cellular component: kinetochore; nucleus. The coding region runs from base 219 to 2819 and encodes 866 amino acids. NCBI's taxonomy places the organism in Eukaryota, Metazoa, Arthropoda, Insecta, Hymenoptera, Agaonidae. Gene Ontology annotation, molecular function: protein serine/threonine kinase activity; ATP binding; protein serine/threonine/tyrosine kinase activity. The transcript has 7 exons. Gene Ontology annotation, biological process: protein localization to kinetochore; mitotic spindle assembly checkpoint signaling; chromosome segregation. The record is from RefSeq and is a predicted model, not a curated record.
GUAGACGAAUAAGAUACUGAUUUAUUUAUUGUAUAAAAAAACUUUCAUCUUAACGAAAUCUGUAAUCAUUGAAAGUUGUCAGUUACAAAAAAAAAAAUGUGUAAUUUAAAACUUUGUGUUUACGUUCUUUAAAUCUAAAUCUCAAAUUUCUUCCUCUUUAUGGAGAUCUUUUAAUAGAACAAAUAUUGUAUAAUUGACAGGAAAUUAAUUUAUUUAAUAUGGAAGAACAAUCCUUUCAUGAAAAAGAAGGAUUGACUGACAGUUCCAAUGUCAGUCGUUUGUCUGAAUCAAGACCAAAAUUUAAGCCUGUAUUAGUGAAGAAACUGUUGGCAGAUGUAAGUGAUGAUGACAGCGAUGAUCAAAUUCCAAAUUCUGACAAUUCAGAUGAAGACUGUGAUGAUUUUGACAGUUUUCAACCAUUACCUGAUGAGAGCAGCAACGAAGUGAAUUCUAAAACAUUAUUAAGUAAUACAAAUAUUAAAAUAAAUAUUGCUACACAAAAUGAAGGAGUUUCUGCCGUUGAUGGCACUACGAUAUCAGUUAAAUAUGAUAAUAAUAAAGUUAUUGAAAAUAUUGAUUUGGAACUUAAACAAAAAUCAAUUCUGAAUUCUUACAGAAAUGAUUCUUUGCAAAAAAAUGAAUAUUCAAAUAAAAAAACUGAUGAAGAAAAAUUAUGUUUAGAUAAACUUACUAAGCAUAAAAGUGGUAAAAAUUUAACUGAUCAAGAUAGCUUACAUCAGUUACAGUGGCAGUCAAAGUGUACUGGAAUUUUAAAUAAGAGAAAAUCAUUACCAGUGAAAGGCCAGAGCGAGUCAAAUAUAAAACUAAAAUCGUACUCUCCCGAUAUAAAAUCUUCUUUUUAUGUUACCAAUCAAGUAAAUGACGUUAAAGAUAAAUCUAUGCAGUAUUUUGAAUCCUUCAAUGAUAUAAAGGAUAAUGAAUACUUUUCCACAAGCCAGAAUAAAUCACAUAUUAUUAAUAAAGAAAACGAUGAUAAAGCUUUGGCAUCAUCGAUAAUGCAAACGGAUCAAGGAAAUAAUGUUAUAUCUAAUAAUUCUAAUUCGAUAUCCAAUACAACUAUCAGUGUAAUUGAUACACCAAUGAAACAACCACAUAGUUCAGUAAGACCAAAUCCAUGUCACUCUCAUAGAAACAUUUUUCAAACUCCUCAAAAUAAGAUUGGUAAUGACUAUGCCAAAAAUCCAAUACAAACUCCAGCUACCAUAUUUUCACUUUGGUCUCAGCAACAUAUGACUCAAACCCCAAUGCAAAACAAAGCUUCCGUGACACGGGAAACUGUUCAAACUCCUGUAACAAAUAUUUCAGGACAGUCGCAAAGUAUUAGACACGAAACACCAAGGUAUUUUAGCGAUGGUAAAAGUGUUCGAAGACCAUUAGCAGAAACAGUGUAUUCCGGUUCGGUUCACGGACCUCAACUUCCAAAAUUACAAGAAGUCCCGAAUGAAUCUCAUUCAAAUCUUACGGUGACAAAAGAUAAUGUAAAUUUAGUAACUUCGGAAUGCGCGUCAGAAAUGAAACCUUUAUACAGUUCGUGUAAUUUAUCGCACGCGUCUAAUGAAUCUAAAGAAAAUUGGAAUCCAAAUAUGCACGAUGCUGCAAAAGGCGAUAAACAUUCUUUAAAUUCACAUAUUGACAAUAAAUCACAUGUAGAGUAUCAUAAUAAUGCUUAUCAUAAAAAUAUGCAAGCUUCGAGAUCAGCAGAAAAUUAUGAAAAUUAUCAAGCUAGAGAAAAUAAAAGUGUACAUCCACAAUCUGAACAAAUAUCAACAAUUCAGUGCUCGGUGUCACAAAAGCCUAAUGUAUGGAAUACAAGACAGAAUAAAAUGAUUACAGUGAUAGAUCAACAAUAUUUAGUAUUGGGUGUCAUUGGUCAAGGAAUGAGUUGCGAAGUUGUUAGAGCACAAAAUUUAUCUACUUCAGAAUUGCGAGCCAUCAAAUGUGUUAAUCUCAGUAAAAUGGAUAAAGAUUCAGCACAAGGGUGCUUACAAGAAAUUUGUAUGCUUGAAAAGUUAAAAGCACCAUGUAUCGUUCACAUGUACGAUUUUGAAAUUAAACAGCCAUGGGUUCAUGUUGUAAUGGAAAUAGGAGAUACAGACUUAAGUCGUUUAUUGAAAUCAAUGUUACAUGAAAAGAAGCAAUUACCUUUAUCAAUGAUACUUUAUUAUUGGACUGAAAUGCUAACAGCGGUAAAACAUAUACACGAUAAUGGAGUCAUCCAUUCGGAUUUAAAACCAGCCAAUUUUUUAUUGGUAAGGGGCAGAUUAAAAUUAAUAGAUUUUGGUAUUGCAUCAAAUAUAAAUUCUGAUAUGACAUCUGUAGUAAAAAAUUGUCCAAUUGGUACGAUAAAUUAUAUUAGUCCUGAAGCAUUAAUGGAUAUAAAUGCUGGUGUUAACGAUUCUCCCAAUCAUAAUGUAAAAUUUAAAAUAAGUUAUAAAUCGGAUGUGUGGUCAUUGGGCUGCAUUUUAUAUGGACUAGUCUAUGGUGUUACACCGUUCAAUCAUAUUCGUCAGCAGUGGGCAAAGAUAAGUGCUAUUACGGAUCCAAAACACAAGAUAAAUUUUCCUUUGAGGACUGGAUCAGAGCCUGUGCCGUCAAUUUUGAUUGACGUGAUGCGUAAAUGUCUUCAGCGUAAUCCUAAAGUCAGACCUACGGUGGCCGAUCUUUUAAAGAUUCCUUACCUGCAGACUAACAUAGGUCCUAGUAUUCCCGAUAUUCCCUCAAAUAUAUUGAUAAAGAUAAAGCACGCGCUAUCUGAAGACGAAUGGCAACAACUUACCGAGGUUAGUACAGCUAAGUAAAGCUUUCCUUUUACGUAACGUC